UGUCCUGUAUGUAAUAAAAUGUUUGCUUUAGCUAGAAAUUUAACUAUACACAUGAGGUCUCAUAGUGGAGAAAAACCAUAUGAAUGUCCCAUCUGUAAUAAAAGGUUUUCUAGAAAGGAAAACCGAAAGCAUCAUAUGAAAUCACAUAAUUCUACUAAACCAUUUAUUUGUCCAGUUUGUGGGAAAACUUUCACCAGGAAAUGUCAUAUAAAAGAACACAUGAGAGUCCAUUAUUCACAGGUAAGUCAUUUACUGUCAAGUUCAUGA
Lottia gigantea (owl limpet) is the source of this 267-nucleotide messenger RNA. RefSeq lists its product as hypothetical. Gene Ontology annotation, molecular function: RNA polymerase II cis-regulatory region sequence-specific DNA binding; DNA-binding transcription factor activity, RNA polymerase II-specific. Gene Ontology annotation, cellular component: nucleus. The record is from RefSeq and is a predicted model, not a curated record. The annotation marks the transcript as partial. Gene Ontology annotation, biological process: regulation of transcription by RNA polymerase II. The transcript has 2 exons. NCBI's taxonomy places the organism in Eukaryota, Metazoa, Mollusca, Gastropoda, Lottiidae.